This is a messenger RNA of Rattus norvegicus (Norway rat), 6549 nucleotides long. It is a transcript of the gene G3bp1, whose product is annotated as G3BP stress granule assembly factor 1. Bases 90 to 1487 code for a protein of 465 amino acids. The record is from RefSeq and is marked validated. The transcript is spliced from 12 exons. Gene Ontology annotation, cellular component: cytosol; nucleus; cytoplasm. Gene Ontology annotation, biological process: protein deubiquitination; cytoplasmic stress granule assembly; defense response to virus. Gene Ontology annotation, molecular function: mRNA binding; ribosomal small subunit binding; RNA binding. NCBI's taxonomy places the organism in Eukaryota, Metazoa, Chordata, Mammalia, Rodentia, Muridae.
CGCGGCAUCGCGCGAGGGACGCCGCCACCUCCUCCCACGCAGCAGCCCUGUCCUCCCGCUCAGCCGCACAGGUUGAAUCCACCAAAGCGAUGGUUAUGGAGAAGCCUAGUCCCCUGCUGGUCGGGCGGGAGUUUGUGCGACAGUACUACACCCUGCUGAACCAGGCCCCGGACAUGCUGCACAGAUUUUAUGGCAAGAACUCUUCCUAUGCCCACGGGGGCUUGGAUUCCAACGGGAAGCCAGCAGAUGCAGUCUACGGGCAGAAGGAAAUCCACAGGAAAGUGAUGUCACAAAACUUCACCAACUGCCACACCAAGAUCCGCCACGUGGAUGCUCACGCAACUCUGAAUGACGGGGUGGUGGUCCAAGUGAUGGGGCUGCUGUCCAACAACAACCAGGCUCUGCGGAGGUUCAUGCAGACCUUUGUCCUUGCGCCUGAGGGCUCUGUUGCCAACAAAUUCUAUGUUCACAAUGACAUCUUCAGAUACCAAGAUGAGGUCUUCGGUGGCUUUGUCACAGAGCCUCAAGAGGAAUCUGAGGAAGAAGUAGAGGAACCUGAAGAAAGACAGCAGUCACCAGAGGUGGUUGCUGAUGACUCUGGAACUUUCUAUGAUCAGACUGUUAGCAAUGACUUGGAGGAACAUUUAGAGGAGCCUGUUGUGGAACCAGAACCAGAGCCGGAGCCAGAGCCGGAACCGGAACCUGUGUCCGACAUUCAAGAGGACAAGCCUGAGCCUGCAUUGGAAGAAGCCGCUCCUGAGGAUGUGCAGAAGAGCGCCUCCCCGGCCCCGGCAGACGUGGCCCCAGCACAGGAGGACUUGAGGACAUUUUCUUGGGCGUCUGUGACUAGUAAGAACCUUCCUCCCAGUGGGGCUGUUCCAGUGACAGGGACACCACCUCAUGUGGUCAAAGUGCCAGCAUCACAGCCCCGUCCAGAAUCUAAGCCUGACUCUCAGAUCCCACCACAAAGGCCUCAGAGAGAUCAGAGAGCUCGAGAGCAGCGGAUCAAUAUCCCUCCUCAGAGAGGACCCCGGCCAAUUCGUGAGGCUGGUGAACCAGGAGAUGUGGAACCCCGAAGGAUGGUGAGGCACCCUGACAGUCACCAGCUCUUCAUUGGGAACCUGCCACAUGAGGUUGACAAGUCGGAACUGAAGGAUUUUUUCCAAAGUUAUGGGAAUGUUGUGGAGCUGCGCAUCAACAGUGGUGGGAAGUUACCCAACUUCGGUUUCGUUGUGUUUGAUGACUCGGAACCAGUUCAGAAGGUCCUUAAUAACAGGCCCAUCAUGUUCCGAGGUGCGGUUCGCCUGAAUGUGGAAGAGAAGAAGACUCGAGCUGCCAGGGAAGGCGACCGCAGGGAUAACCGCCUUCGGGGACCUGGAGGCCCCCGUGGUGGGCCGAGUGGUGGGAUGAGAGGCCCUCCCCGUGGAGGCAUGGUGCAGAAACCAGGCUUUGGCGUGGGCAGGGGGAUUACAACUCCAAGGCAGUGAAUUGCUUGGCUCAGAUCUCCACACAGCACACAGCCCCGGCUCCUGCAGAAUGGUGAAUUCCUUCAACCAGCCUUUGGUGUCUUGGAGUAGUCUAUUAUAAACUGCUUGAGUUUGUACAAUUUUAAUUUCGCUUGUGUUCAUGGUGUGUGCUCCCCAAACCCCUUUCCUCCCUUGACCUUUUAGUCCUUCAUUCCCAGUUUUCCGGAAUGAUACUUUAGGAGGAAUAGAUUUGUAAAGACGAAGAGGAAAGACUGACCUUCCUGCUCACGCUGCAUACACAGACUGGAGUCUCACGGCCAUUCCCCAGAAGUGUCUCGGUUUCACUGACCACGGAUGUUUCAUUUGUUGGGAGACACAGGAUUUGAUAAACAUUUUGGAAGCGGGAAAAAUCAAGUCACAACUCCUUUCUGGUGUGGAAAAAUUGCCUUUUGGCAACUGCCACUGGGUCCCUGCAGGUGUGGCUAACUGAAUAAAAGGUGUUCUUUUGACAUGUGAUUACCAAACAAUUCUAAACCUCCAUUUUUACCAUUGGAUUUUUAAAUUGUGAUGUAGCCUGUCAAUGUCUAGAACACAGCUAAAGACUUUUGUUGAACUGUUAGAUUUUUUUGAGGUAGAGUUUUUCAUGUUUUAUUUGUAUUUGUAAAAAAAAAAAAAGAAAAAAAAAGAAAAAAGAAAAAAGGACAAAAAAUUCCCACGAGAAAACAAACCCCAAAUCUGAUGACAAAACCAAGCAACACUGUGCCUUCUAUUUAUCGUUGACUCCGGCCCUGGCAACUGUUUAAAGGAAAGUAAUAAAGAUUCCAGAGUUGUUUUCAGAUUCAGAGUAUGUGGGGGAACUGCACAAGUUUUUUGAUCACGUGUAUGUGUCGUGUUAACAUUGUUCUGCCUUAUCCUAAAUCACGCCUCAGACUGGGAUGCUUUUGAGGAAAGGUGCUUCUGUGAGGCCUCUGACCUCAGUGGCUCUGUGCGCCACACUCUACUCUGCUGUCUGUCUGGGUUCCUGGUGGGCCAUAAGAAGGAUUUGGUUGAAUAUUGGACUUGGCUAAUGUGCUCCAGGGUCUGCAUUUUUUUUCUUUAAAUCAUAGCCAUAUGGUAAAUUUUCUAUUUUGUUACGGUUCUCUUUUACUGAUGGACAUGCAGUGGGUGUUUCUUGGAAAAAGGCCAAUUUUUAUUAAAAUAUUUCUGGAAGAAAACUUCAUCUGGCAAUGUAGACUGCUAAAACUCACUUUCCAGUGUUGUGUGUUGAGUGCUGUGUGUGACAUUGGGUGAAGGUUUUGUCCGCACAAGCCUCCAUGGACAAGUCAUUAGUCUGAAGGCAACCAGAGUGUCUAACUUUUCCUAAUGUUUGUGUGUAUGUCUAUGUAUAUGUGUAUGUCUAUGUAUGUGUGUAUGUAUAUGUAUGUGGGAGUCUUCAUACAUGCGUGCACCACAGUAUGCUUGUGGAAGUCAGGGCAACUUGGGAUCUAGGCCUUAUACUCCACUGUUUGAAAUUGGCCCAUGAGCCACAAGCUUCUAUGGGCUCCUGUUUGUGCCUCUCAUCUUGCUGUAAGGGCACAAGGAUUUCAGACAUGUGCUGCCAUGCCUGUCUUCCCUGUGGCUUCUGGGAAUUAGUCAGGUCUUCAUACUUACACAUAGUGCUCAGCCAGCUCGUCUGACUUUAGAGCUGUCACAUAUGUAUGCUGGUUUUGUUAGGGUAGUUGGGAUGAAAAUGGUGUGAGGUUGUCAGGUUUGGUCUCAAUACCUCACAGAUCUAAAUGUUGACAGCAUGUUGUGAACUGAGGUAACCAAAUCCCACGACUGGGGGUUCAGUUUAAGCACUUCAUUUGAGGUGGUGACGAUGCAGAUGUGUGCAGCAUGUACUUUGUAGUAAAGUGUAUGGUUACAAGGACAACUGAGCCAGGCUUGGUGACUCAUGAUGAUAACCCCAGCACUCAGGAGGCAAAAGCAUGGUCUGUGAAGCAAGUUCCACCAAGGUUGCAUAGUGUGACUUUCAAGAAACAAGGCAAAAGGGCAGCAAAGAAAAGUCCCAAGUGGCACACAAUGGCACAGGCUUGCCUGUGUAGUCUCAGAUCUCCGGUUCAAGGCUAGUCUGGCCCAUAUAAUAGUCUCUUAAAAGUUUCAGUAACUUGGGUAAAUCUAAAAAUGAUUUUCACAAUUGAGUACUAAGACAUGCAUUUAGAAGUUUUUUCCUAGUCACCUGAUUAGGUGAUUGACAUUUGCUGUACAGAGUAAGGUGUCAUGGCAGCAUCCCUCAUUUCUCUGGAGACCAAGGGUAUCAGAGUGAUCUGGAUUGAUCUGAGAAAGAGCAACCUGUGGGUGGGUUGGGAUAUGAGAAGCCCAUUCUCUUCUACCUCAGAUAAGUGUGUAGCAGUACAACCGCGCGCGUGUGUGUGUGUGUGUGUGUGUGUGUGUGUGUGUGGUGUGUAGGGAUGUAGCAGUACCCCUAUUGCUUGUGACUGGGGUUGGGGAACUGCUUCAGCCCUACCCUAUUUCCCAGCAGUGGCACUGGGGAUCAGAGUGUGCUUUGGAAGGGCAUGGGUCUCAGCUUGGCAGCCCGUUUUGCACUGGAGAAUCUGGAUGCCAAUGACACCACGUGAAGCCUAAACCUUGGAGCUUAAGAGGUGCUCAUGGUUACAGAAAGCACAGGCUAUUUCAGAAGUGGCUGCUGAUGUCAGCCUUCUCAUGUCAAGAUUUGAUCUGCAGGGAAGACUCAGGAUGUCGUUCUUUGUUAUUGAGCUUAACUAGGAUCCGUGAUGGGUAUUUUAGCCAAGUGAGACUUUAUGUAUGUGUACAUGUCUAUGUGGAUGUUGGCCACAUGUGCAGGUGCCUCAGAACACCUAUGGCCCCUUGGAGCUGGAGUUACAGGUGAGUGAGCCCUCCCACAUAGGAGCUGGGAAUCGAACUUAAAGUCCUGGAAGAGCAGCAGGGUACUCUUAGGCAUGAGUCUCUGUUCAGACCUAUUGGAAGUAAGUAACCAGACCUUGACCAGACCUUUCAUUUGCUUUCCUUGUGAGGUGGCACUCCUGUGCUCUGCAGUCUCAGCUGCUGCUUUGGAACAGGGACAGUGACAGUUGGAGAGUUGCAAUCAGGGCCUGUGGCACACGCUUAAUCCUGGUGCUCAGGAGACUGAGGUGAGGAUUGUGAAUUCAAAACCAGCCUUGAUUACAAAGCAAAGCCCACUUUUGUUUACAGCAAAACAAGUGAGCCCACUUAGCUUUCAUGUGUGCCUUGGAUUAUGGCACAGUAAUAAAGGGAAGAGAUGGUGGGAAGCAGUUGAGCGAACAGGGCUUUCAGGAGCAGGCGGGGCUUCGGGCAGUACCUACAGUAUUGAGCCAGGAGCCCGGUUCCUGUGAGUGCCUGUGAGCUGGAUGUCUAGGGUGGAAUUUCCACCUCUCAGACCACUUGGGGUGCCAUUCAGGACACAGUAGCGCCCUGCAAAGUUAGCUCACCAGUUGCCCUCUACAUAGCUGCUCCCUGCCCACCUUUAGGGAUGGAUUUACUGUGUCAACAAGCUGGGUCUUGUGAGGUGUGAGGAAGGGAACAGGUGGUUCUGUGUGUGUCUGUGUGUGGAAGCCUUGGGCGUUCCACAGGAGCCGUCCACCAUGUUUUUGCUUGUUUUUGUUUUUUUGUGACGUUUCAUUGUGUAUUCAUUUCUAGCUGUUCUGGAACUUGCUACAUAGCUUAGCCUCCUAUUAACUCAGAAAUUUGCCUUCCUCUCUGCCUGCCAAAAGUUGGUAUUUAAGGUGUGCACCAACACACCAGGCUCUACCUUGUCUUUUUAAAAUAAGGCUUCUCACCUGUUACCCUGAUUAAGCUGUGAUUAAGUCAGUGAACUCCAGGGACCCACCCGUCUACCUACAUGGUGACACCAUGUGUGUUCUACAGACUGAAUUCAGGUCCUCACUUUACAGAACAAACAAUUUCUCCAGAGACAGUGUCUCUGUGUAUCCUGGAAUGCACGCUGUAGACAAGGCUGCCCUCAAACUCAGAGGUCCACCUGUCUGCCUAGUGGGAUUAAAGGCCUGCAUCAACACCGCUUGGCUGCUAAUGUGAUGCUUUAAUACCUAAAACGUGGCUGCCACUUUCUCUGAGGUCCUUUAGCAUUCUGUGUUCUGAACCUCGGUGUUUUUGCCCCAGGGGCAGCGUUUUGGGUGGAAAUACACCCAGCUGUCAGGACGUGUAUGUGUCAUGUGCGGAUUAAGAACCCACUGUUUCUUUCCAUUUGACUCGCACUUGUGUGAUGAGUCCCCAUGACACUCCUGGGUAUGCUGAGACCUUAGCGUCAUGUGACUUCUCCCUGCACGUGUGCCUGUGUGCUCCAGCCCCACCUCUGUCUCACGCUGGUUUUUGUCUAGACCUGCACUGUUGAGCACUGUAAGUGAACAGAUUGAUCCCCCUUCAUUUUGUUUGUCCCUUUAUGGUUCUGUCCCAUCCAUUGUCAUAAGCAGGGUCUUCCUAGAGGACUCUGCCCCUCUUAUGGUUCAGCCUGGAGUUGGAAUUACCACUGGGUUAGGUUGUGGCUUCUUAAGGAAUUGAGACCUGACACUUUGAAGUCCCCAUGAUGGUUGAGUCAGUGACUGGGGGUAGCCUUCCAUCAAUUUCAGAUCGGAAAUUUCAGUAUAGGAAAUUGUUGGGAGGCUGGGGGUUGGGAGGUGGGGCAUGUGUGAGGAGGAAGUCCCCGGUCUCAGACUUACUUCCUGCUUGUUCCUAGUCCCUGCAGAACAACUGAUUUGUUGUAAGCUCAGAACUCAAGCUCCACCCUGCUAGAGGAGAGUGGUCAGUUUCCUUCCUUCCUCCCUGCACCCAAGGUUCAGUUAAAUCCCAUCAUGCUACCUCAGCAGACUCCCCAGGUCACUCCUCCCACCUCCAGGAUCUUGCUGGUCUUUGCAUCAUCUUUAGAUGAGUCUUUCUGAAACAACCUUGGCCUUGUAUCCCCCACACGUGUGUUUUCUCUCACCAGUCCCAUAGACUGUAAGCCCCUGUGGCAGGGUCUAUGAGUGAGUCGCCUGUGUUAACCUUCAGUGGUACCUACCAAUAAAUAUUCUUGGCUGAAUAAAUGAAA